Messenger RNA from Cladophialophora immunda, 1119 nucleotides. RefSeq lists its product as uncharacterized. The transcript has 2 exons. Lineage: Eukaryota; Fungi; Ascomycota; Eurotiomycetes; Chaetothyriales; Herpotrichiellaceae. The record is from RefSeq and is a predicted model, not a curated record. Gene Ontology annotation, molecular function: protein-lysine N-methyltransferase activity. Gene Ontology annotation, biological process: peptidyl-lysine dimethylation. The coding region runs from base 1 to 1119 and encodes 372 amino acids.
AUGUCCCUCCCGUCUGAUCCGCAGUAUGAACACAUCCCCACGUCGACCCUCUCGAGCCUCGUCACCAAUGACGUGAGAACCAGCCACGGCGUCCCGGGAGGCCAUGUUACCUACCACUCGCAGAGGUUCGGCAAGAUCGACUUGAGGGUCCCUCCGCACCCGGACAUCGAGGAGGGGAGGAAGCUUUUCGCGCAUUAUCUGUGGCACGCAGCCGUGAUUGCGGCGGAAGGGCUGGAGAGGGCAAGUUCCGACGCAGAAAUUGGAGAGCGGGCACCGCAGGGGCAGAGCGACGGGGACGAAGAAAGAAAGAUGACGGGGAACUGGCCAAAGAGAUAUUGGGAUGUACGAGGGAAGAAGGUUCUUGAGCUGGGCGCCGGGACGGCGUUGCCGUCCAUAAUUGCCGUCCUCUCGGGCUCGCUGUCAGCAACCAUCACAGACCAUCCAUCGUCGCCCGCUCUGACCACGGGCGCCAUCGAGCAAAACGUCCAGAGAAACGUUGUCGAACGACUCAAGUGGCCGGAAGCAGCAGGUGCCAGAGCCUCAACUUCGCCGUUGUGUUCGUCCACAACACUUAUGCCGAACCGGGGGUCACCUGCGGUUGACAUAUUCGGCUACACAUGGGGCAUGGCAAAGAUGUACCUGCCAUCGCAUUACGGCAAAUCGGCCGAGCGACAGCCCAAAGACUUCGACCGAAUCAUUAUCGCAGACUGUCUCUGGAUGCCUGCCCAGCAUGUCAACCUCGUGAAGACGAUACUGCACUAUCUCUGCCAGGAGCCCUCGCAACCAGUGAGUCCUGCCGAAAGUUGCGCGUUGGUGGUUGCCGGCUUUCAUACCGGCCGCGAGAUUGUGCGGCAUUUCUUCGAGGUGGCUACCGGAGAAUUCAACCUCCCGCCGCGACCGCCGUCAACAGAGCUGGGAGAGGAUCAUAAAGACAAGCUUGGGAAGAAGGAUGAGGACGGAGACCCCGAUAGACAAGAGGUCCAAGGCCGUCUGCGCGCCGCAGAGAUCUUUGAGAUCGACGCGAACGGCCUUCGUAGGCCCUGGGAGCCUGUCAGGCCAAAGGAGGAUAACGACCAAGCCAAGAGGUGGUGUGUUGUAGCUGUGCUUGAAAGAAGAUGA